ACCCCAUCGGAAGAUUUUCGUGCCAAACAAGGAAGAGAGGGAGAGUCCAAAGAAGAGAUCCAGACAUCCCAUCUCAGCUUUCAGACUCCUUCCUUGUCUGACCGUAACCAAAUUUCCAAAAAUCUUCAGACGCUGUAUGAUGGAAGAAAACCCUCCUUCCCCUCCGAAGCAAGAUCCAGUCCCAGCAGCCCCAAGAUCGGGCUGGGGCGGUUGGGGAAUCUCCUCUCUUUCUGUCUUCUCCGAUCUCCAGAAAGCCGCUGCCGUUGCCGCUGAAGAGAUCUCGCGAAACGCUGCCAUCGUAGCUAAGAAUGCGGCGAAGGGGAUCGCAGAAAUGCAGAAUGUGGGUCCCGACUCGGAGCCUGCUAAGGGAGAGGGAGAGGGAGAGGUUGAGCAAUCGUUGGUGGAUGAUGACGGAGUUGAGACCGAUGAGGACAAGCUGCGGAAAUCUGCGUUGGAUAAAUUGGAGAAUGCGAGCGAGGAUUCUGUACUGGGCCAGGGUCUUAAGGCUCUUGAUAAUUCUGUGGAAAGUCUUGCUUCAGGAGCAUGGCAAGCAUUGGGUAGUGCUUGGAGGGGGGGUUCCAACUUCGUGCAGAAGCUUGAGAACUCUGCUGUAAACCUUGCUGAUUCUAUUCAGCAGGGUGGUCUGCCUGUAAAUGCUGGUUCUCUCGCUCCAUCCCUAAUAGAGUCUGGGAAAGCAUUUACAGCAAAGGGAAUGCAAGUGCUUGAACUUGUAGGCAAGGAGACCAUGGAGCUACUGAUUUCAGAGACAGGUAUUGAAGUAGAGAAGAAUCCUAAGGAGGAUAGUAAAGAAGCUGAUGAAGAACAGUAUCUUGAGGAGGUCACAUUUGACCGAUGCUUUUACAUUUAUGGAGGUCCAGAACAGCUGGAGGAACUGGAGGCACUGUCAAGCCACUAUGCACUGCUGUGUAACCGGAGGAAAGCAAAACUAUCAUCUGAACAGAAGUCUUUCUAUGACGGAAGGCUUAGACAGGUGCAGCAAAUCUUCAGUUUGAGCACUGAAAUUGAAGUGAAUGGUGUAGAUGCAGACAAAGGAAAGAAUAUCGAGACUGUAGAAGAGGGAAGUGGCAACGAGAUGAAAAUCAUGCGUGACUCUAGUGUCAGUAAGGCUGCUGAUAUGGCUGCAGGGUUUACAGCUGCGCUAGGCGGGCUUGCUGCAAAUGAAAUAAUUCAACGGACUGCUGACAGACUUGAAACUAUUCAUUCAGAGGGAGUUCAUAGACUCUCAGAGCUGUGUUGCUUUGCGGUUUCCCAACUUCUAAUGCUUGGAAAAUCUGUCAUCUCUAGUGCAAACAAAUUGCAGAAUGAAGAUGCUGAGGAGGAUAGCAUGAAAAUUGACUGGCCUGAAGAUCCUGUUUCAAAGGCUAAGAUAAUCAGAGCCAAGGCCCAAUCCAUGACUGGAGAUGUUGAAGCAGUUUCCAACAGUUUUAUCACUGGUAUUUCGGAUGUAGUUGAGGCCUAUCUAGCGGCCAUGAAAGGCGCUUCUGCUGAUGCCCAUAAUGGCCUUCCAGAACAGGCUUCAAUCCAAGAGAAAGCCAAUGCUAUUUCCGAUCACCUCCACACUGACCGAACCACUGGCCUGGACAAAAUACAGGAUGGGCUCCAGUACUUGGCAUCUGUACUUGUUUCUACUUCCAUUCCCACAGUUUGAAACUUGGUAAAAUAUACUACCGCCCUUCAUUCUUAUAAAAAUCUUUUCAGAUAAAUGAUACUUUGUACAUAUAUUACCCUUCUUCAUCUUUGUGAAUUCCAGUUAGGUUAGUAACUUCAUGCA
Magnolia sinica is the source of this 1792-nucleotide messenger RNA. RefSeq lists its product as uncharacterized. The record is from RefSeq and is a predicted model, not a curated record. The transcript is spliced from 9 exons. Lineage: Eukaryota; Viridiplantae; Streptophyta; Magnoliopsida; Magnoliales; Magnoliaceae. The coding region runs from base 137 to 1669 and encodes 510 amino acids.